CUCCGAACCAACAAGUCCAAUUUAUUCUUGGAAGCGAGCCGGAUAGAGAUGAUGCCGGACUCCUUGGAUGUGAUGGAACUCCCUGCCUCUUCACUGAGAUGGAGGAACUGAAAGUUGAAGAUGAUGGAGAGACUGUGUGGAGAGAAACAGCAAGGUGGAUAAAGUUUGAGGAAUGUGUGGAGGAAGGUGGGGAUAGAUGGAGCAAACCCCAUGUUGCAACAUUGAGUCUACACAGUUUGUUUGAGCUUCGUUCAUGUAUUUUGAACGGGGUGGUCCAACUUGAUAUGGUGGCACAGGAAAUCACCGAAAUUGCAGACUUGGUUCUUGACCAGAUGGUUAACAAAGGUCAUCUUCCCCAUGAUGAUGAAUUGCGUGAACGUGUACGAACGGCUUUGCUAAGUGGACAUGAACACCAGGGGGAGAAGAAGAGGGGAGUGGCUUCCGUUAAAUCGGUUGCUAACUUGGUGGGGAGGAGGGAAAAUUAUUCGGAUGACAAAAAGAAAGGAAUGACAGGUAGCACCACGGCACCUAGCUCCAUCGGUCGCAACAAGAGCAUGGUCACUAAUUCAUCUUUCGCUGGAAUGAGCUUGGACCAACAAAACAGUUUUGCUGAAAAUCCUGAAAAAAAGAACAAGGUUCCAAACUUUAUGAAGAAAAUUCCUUCGGGAUCUGAAGCAUCAAAUGUUCUAAUUGGAGAAGUGGAUUUCCUUGAACACAGGAUCAUUGCUUUUGUGAGACUUAAUGAAAGUGUAUGUUUGGGUCGGUUAACUGAGGUUCCCAUUCCAACGCGGUUUCUAUUCAUUCUGUUGGGACCAGUGGGAAACUACAAACAAUAUCAUGAAAUUGGACGAUCUAUUGCUACUCUGAUGGCAGAUGAGGUGUUCCAUGAAGUAGCAUACAAAGCAAAGACACGCGCCGAUCUAUUAUCAGGCAUCGAUGAGUUUCUCGACCAAGUCACUGUGCUGCCACCCGGUGAGUGGGAUGCAAGCAUUAGGAUCGAACCUCCAAAAGAUCUUCCUGGGAAUCAGAAAAAGCGAUUGGAAACAAAACAAAAUGGAGGAAUGAAGAAGAUGGAAGAUGAAUUGCCCGAACAUGUGUUGGGACCUGAACUACAACGGACUGGGAGAUUCUUUGGUGGUUUGAUUGAAGACGUGAAACGGAAAGCACCUUUCUAUUUCUCCGACUUCAAAGAUUGUUUAAGCAUUCAGUGUCUUGCAUCGUUCAUCUUUCUCUACUUUGCCAUCCUGACCCCAAUCGUAACAUUCGGAGGUUUGCUGGGCGAUGCUACGCACAAUUACAUCGGUACAAUGGAGUCAAUAUUUGGUGGGGCAAUAUCCGGCAUCUCAUUCCAUCUGUUAGCUGGCCAACCACUUACUAUUAUAGGAAGCACGGGUCCGAUUCUUGUGUUUGAAAAGAUCAUGUUUGAGAUUUGCACAUCUGCUGGUAUUGAAUAUAUUUCCUUUCGUUUCUGGGUUGGUGUAUGGACAGGAACUAUAUGCAUUGGACUUGUGGCACUUGAUGCGAGUAGUUUGAUAUCAUAUGUCACACGCUACACUGAAGAAUCAUUCUCUGCUCUUAUAUCAUUGAUCUUCAUAUACGAAGCAUUUAAGAAAUUGAUCCAUGAAGGCGACAAACAUAAAAUCUGGUACGGAUGGAACCCUGAUCUUAUUACACAAUAUGGAUGUGAAUGCCUUCCGCCUGACUUGAACCAACAUAAUGUUACAAACUCAACUGUGGAUGAAAUGAUUAUUCAAUCAAAGGAAGCCUUAUCAAGAUCUCAUGGAGGCAGCUCACACGGUAUUUUAUUCAAAACAAGCAACACAUCCUACAUGUGUGCCUAUGCUGACAAUGUUACUUUCAUCAAUAAUACUGAUACCGUGGAUUGGAUCAACCAGACAAAACAUGAAUGUAUGAACACUGCAUGUGGAAACUUGUAUGGGGAUUCAUGUCCAUAUGCACCAGAUGCAAUGCUUAUGUCAGUUAUUUUAUUCUUUGGAACUUUUGUGAUCUCUAUGACGUUGAAAUCGAUUAAAACUUCAAGAUAUUUCCCCACCAAGGUUCGUUCCAUCAUCAGUGACUUUGCCGUCACCAUUGGUAUUGGUCUGAUGGUUCUGUUUGACAUUCUAAUGGACCUGGAUACUUCCAAACUUAUUGUACCAGAAUCAUUCAGGCCGACAAGAAAUGACAGAACAUGGUUCAUUGAUCCAUUGGGAAAGAACGAAUGGUGGUCGAUUCCAAUGGCCAUAUUACCUGCUCUACUUGCCACCAUACUUAUAUUCAUGGACCAACAAAUCACAGCUGUCAUUGUCAACAGAAAGGAGAAUAAACUAAGGAAAGGAUGCGGGUAUCAUCUUGAUCUUCUUGUUGUGUCCGUGAUGUUGAUCAUCUGCUCAGUGAUGGGUCUUCCUUGGUUCGUGGCUGCGACAGUUCUAAGCAUCACCCACGUUAACUCCUUGAGGAUGGAGUCCCAAACCACAGCCCCAGGGGAAAUCCCCAAGUUUUUAGGGGUCCGUGAACAAAGGGUGACGGGAAUCAUGAUAUUCUUAAUGAUAGGGGUGUCAGUUUUCUUGACCCCUAUACUGAAAUACAUUCCAAUGCCUGUGCUGUAUGGUGUCUUCCUAUACAUGGGGGUUUCUUCAUUGAAAGGUGUUCAAUUCUUUGAUCGUUUGAAAUUAUUCUUGAUGCCACCAAAGCACCAACCUGACUUUAUAUAUCUCCGCCAUGUACCACUACCUAAGGUUUACUUGUUCACUGCUUUCCAAGCAUUGGGGCUCAUUGUACUUUGGGUUAUCAAGUCUACAUCACCAGUAUCUAUUGUCUUCCCUAUGAUGGUCGCUGCUCUUGUUGGAGUUCGCAAACUCUUCGACUUUUGCUUCUUCUCGCAACAGGAUCUGAUGUGGCUCGAUGAUCUUAUGCCGGAGUCAACCAAAAAGAAGAAGGAAGAUCAGAAGAAGAAGAAAGAAGAAGAGGAAGAUAGCAUGGAGUUAACCCUCAAGACCCCCACACCGUCAACAUCAGCAAGGACAUGGCACAAACUGCUAUUUGGAAAACCAUCGCAAAUAAUGAACUAAGUGAAAGUGAACUAAGGAAAAGGUCAAUAAGGCGGUCGCAAAAGUAUGAAAGUGAAGAGAAAAAGCGCUAUCCAAGUAACAGUUACUCAACCAACAGUGAGGUCCUUGCAGAGGUUAACAACCUACAUGAUAUCGUUGUCAAGAUAUCCUCUGAUGAAGAAACAGGAGUCUAAAUGUGUAUAUACAGUGGUGUACCAUGCCUACAUACAUGACCUAUAUUAAGUUUUAUGCAUAUCCGUGACUUUUUAGCAUAGACCAAAUGUCUUUCACAAUUUUUUAAGCCAAACUUUUUGCUUCUGCUUUUUUGACUUCUUAACUAGAAUCCUGUCCACUUAUUAUUGCCUGUCAAAUGAUUACGUAGCAAACACUAAUUCUGUCCAUUCCAUUUCAUAUCAGGUCUCUAUCAUUGUAAUUCCAUCCAAGUAUAAAUAUCAUUGUAUUUAACAAUAUUCCCUCAAAAGUUUAAUUUCUUGUCCAGAAUUAACUUUUUGCACAAAUACCAGCACUAGCCAGUAUUGGAUUUUCAACAGUAUUUUAUCAAAUCCAGCAAUUGUGUUUAAUUCUUUUCUUUUAGCAACCAACAUACCUUUAAUAUAAUGCAAUUGUAAUUUCUUACUGAACUAAAUCAUUUUAAUUUUUAACUUACAUAUAUAUCUAUGUUUCUGUUUAAAUCAUUUCCUGUCACCACUGCAUAAAAACAAGAGUCCUACCUUUCCAGCGACACUUGACAUAAGCCAUCUUUGUAGCACUUACACAACUGGUAUGCAGUGUUGAUGCCGUAGUUUGUUUAUAGCUCAAUCCUUAGCGGGCCGUGUCUCUUAAGCUCUAUUAAGAAACAUUGAGCUAGCUUUAUUAAUUUCUACUAUGCUGCCUCAAUUCUUAAUACGCAUUUUCUUUAAUCAUUUACUUGCUUUUUACUGCACUAACCCACCACUAAUUACAAGGAUUGUCAAUUUUUGGAUUGAAUCCUACUAUUUUUGCUGCUUAUUAAUCUUUAAUGUACAAAUGCAAUUUAUAACAAAAAGUGCUAAAAAUAUAAAUUAAUAGGGUACAAAUAUGUUGUGUUUGCCACCAAAGAAUUUCUGGUACUUAAUUUAAAUUUUCUGAUUUUGUUUUUAAAGUGAAAGUAUAAAUUCUGGUGCUAAAAUAAAAUAAUUUUAGAAAAGGUUUGAACCUAAAUAAUAUGCACUGUUAUAACUUUACCAAGAAUGACGUGCCUAUGUAAUUGUUAUAAAGUGUUAUAAUCUAUCUCGAUUGAACUGUCAUGUACAUACGUCUCUAAUUUUUUGUUAAAAACAUAUGCGUUUGUUAUCGCGUUUGUAAUUGCUGGUUGGAUAUGGGAAUAAAGCCUGCUUUAAACAACAAA
Molecule: messenger RNA, 4437 nt
Organism: Ciona intestinalis (vase tunicate)
Lineage: Eukaryota; Metazoa; Chordata; Ascidiacea; Phlebobranchia; Cionidae
Source: RefSeq, a predicted model, not a curated record